AUGCAAACGUUGCUAUUCACUGCGGAGAUCUCACCACUCAAUUUCAACUCCAAAUACAAAGCGCCAAUCCGUUUGCUCCAGGCCAUCAAAACACCUUUAAAGCUUGACAUAACCGGAAACCACGACUUCACCAUGGACGUACCAGUGUUUGACAAAAAGGUUGCAGAGGCCCAGUCACCAGAGAGUGAGCGCGUUGAAAGAGUUGGUAUCAACACCGUGGAUGUUGUGAUGACACAUGAGCCGCCAAGGGGAAUUAUGGACUACACUCACUCUGGUGAACGGGCAGGCUGCCCUGACCUCUUUCGCGCUCUCGCUCGUGCUCAAUCACCACCACGGAUGCAUUGCUUCACAUUCAUGGAGAGUGGGGUGCGAAACUCGUUACGUGACGGGACAGAACUACCGCUGUACCUUCUCACCUAA
Messenger RNA from Penicillium nucicola, 420 nucleotides. RefSeq lists its product as uncharacterized. The transcript has 2 exons. Bases 1 to 420 code for a protein of 139 amino acids. NCBI's taxonomy places the organism in Eukaryota, Fungi, Ascomycota, Eurotiomycetes, Eurotiales, Aspergillaceae. The record is from RefSeq and is a predicted model, not a curated record.